AAGGAAUGUUUAUGACUGCCGAUAACAGCAGUUUCUAAAGGGAGAAAAAGUCUGACUUUCCUCUCCUCCACAACAUCUCCACUACAUGCUGUUAUUAAUCACAGCACUUUCUCUUUUAGUUCUUGCUCAAUAAAUUGAACUGGACGGAGUGCGAUUAAAAUAAUUCCGUUUCCAACUCGUCAAAGUGUCGGUUCAAAGAGUCGGUUCAAAAGAGUCGAUUCAGUUUUCCGAAAUUGAAAGUGUUUCUCAGCCUCGAUUCCAUUUUAAGGAGCGGUUAGAAAAACACAAAGAUGUUGAACAGCAGCCAGAAGCGGUGACAUUCAUGUCCAACAACAAGCAGUGGUGAAGAAAAGUAGGAGUGUGAUUGAUUCCAGCAGAAGAGAUCUGCAUCUUCAGGACUCUGCGUGUACACGAGCAUUGAAAAUGGAGAUCCCUGAUCAGGGACAGAUCAUGUGACCUCACCCUCAAAAGACUGUAAACUAGAGAGAGAGAGAUCACCCUCACCAGUGCCCAGCUGUGUCUCCAUGAAAAGUGAUCAGUCUAUGGAUGAACAUUUGAGAUUUAGCACUGGAAUCUCCUCACCUGGACACAGUGUUCUACAGAAGGCAGGAGACAGAAGAGAGAUCAUCAUCAUCACAGCUACAGGACAUGACCCAGAAUCCACUGCUGCAGAUGAAUUCCAGAAGAAGUUCAAGUUCAAUCUGAUAAAGAAGUUUCAGUGUUUGAAUGGAUUGAUGCUAAAUCAGGAAAACCGAACACUCCUGAAUGAGAUCUACACAGAGCUCUACAUCACAGAGGGAGACAGUGGAGAUGUCAAUAAAGAACAUGAGGUGAAACAGAUCGAGGCAGCAUCAAGGAGGAACCCAACUGAGGACACACCAAUCAAAUGCAGUGACAUCUUUAACCCCCUACCUGAACAAAAUGAAGAAAUCAGGAACAUUCUGACUAAGGGAGUAGCUGGCAUUGGAAAAACAGUCUCUGUGCAAAAGUUUGUUCUGGACUGGGCUGAAGGGAAAACAAAUCAGGACUUCUACCUCAUAUUCCCACUUCCUUUCAGAGAGCUGAAUUUGAUAAGGGAGCAGAAACUGAGUCUGAUGGAGCUCCUUCACGUGUUUUUCAAGGAGAUGAAAGAAAUGGACAUUUCCAGGUUGGAGAAGGUUUUGUUCAUUUUUGAUGGUUUGGAUGAGUGUCGUUUUCCUCUGGAUUUCCAGAAGACAGUGAGAGUGUGUGAUGUAACUGAAUCAGCACCAGUGCAUGUGCUUCUGAUAAACCUGAUCAAAGGGAACCUGCUUCCCUCUGCUCUCAUCUGGAUCACCUCCAGACCAGCAGCAGCUGAUCAAAUCCCCUCUGAGUGUGUCCAUCGAGUCACAGAGGUACGAGGGUUCAGACCCUCAGAAGGAGGAGUACUUCAGGAAGAGGAUCAGUGA
Messenger RNA from Silurus meridionalis, 1427 nucleotides. Its product is annotated as NLR family CARD domain-containing protein 3-like. The record is from RefSeq and is a predicted model, not a curated record. NCBI's taxonomy places the organism in Eukaryota, Metazoa, Chordata, Actinopteri, Siluriformes, Siluridae.